This is a messenger RNA of Pelobates fuscus (common spadefoot toad), 4147 nucleotides long. It is a transcript of the gene NFATC2, whose product is annotated as nuclear factor of activated T cells 2. The record is from RefSeq and is a predicted model, not a curated record. Bases 411 to 3167 code for a protein of 918 amino acids. Gene Ontology annotation, biological process: calcineurin-NFAT signaling cascade; regulation of transcription by RNA polymerase II; cytokine production. The transcript has 11 exons. Gene Ontology annotation, cellular component: transcription regulator complex. Gene Ontology annotation, molecular function: DNA-binding transcription factor activity, RNA polymerase II-specific; transcription factor binding; RNA polymerase II cis-regulatory region sequence-specific DNA binding. Lineage: Eukaryota; Metazoa; Chordata; Amphibia; Anura; Pelobatidae.
GGCAAGCAAAGCAGGAAGCAGUGAUACACGAUCUGCUUAUAGACUGACAAUUUCACACAGUUGAGAGGUUGCUUGUCCCCAGGGUUCCCUGGCCAAAACUCAUCUCCAAACAACCCGGACUUCUACACUAUCGCCUUCAGUAUCUGUAGGCGUUACCGCUUCCUUUCCACCGCAUCACCUGUAUCAUCUGUGAAGAUACGAUCAGCUUGGGAAUCAUCACCUGCAAGAGCCACUGCCGCUUCCAAUGUUCUCCAGGGAGAUACGACAUUUAUUAUCUCGGGGUUCAAGCCUUGUCUUGUGAUCUUCAGUCGGCAUAGACCAUCGUUUCGGCGCAGCAGUCUCUGGAUCUAUACUUUUGUGUCUGCCCCACGGAGUUGGUUGUGGUCCCCAGAAGUUUCUUUCUUGCAACCAUGAGUUACGACGCCAGACCACCAGAUACUGCCAUGGCAGGAGAUUAUGGGCAAAGUGGCAAUGCAGUAGAGGAACUGGAUUUCGAACUUCUAUUUAAUGAUUAUCCAGUCCUGCUAGAAGAAGAACCGACUCGUUCACAUAAUAUCAGCCCACGUACUGGAGUUGCCUAUCCUCUUGAUGAUGGCUCCGAAUAUGACCUCAAGCCAUACAGUUCUCUGGCUGACCGUAGGCUCUCUGCAUACCCUAUUGGCAGAUAUGAACAUACAGAUAGUGUAGGGUCAAAAUACUACUUGGACCCACAAAAGUCUGGUGAGGCUUCAGCUUUGAGUCCAAGGAUUGAAAUCACUCCAUCUGAACUGAUGCAAUCAGGUGGGUCAUUCUGCAACAGAAUUUCAGAUAACCAGACAAACUCAAAUUCUACUAGCCCACAAUUGUUGCCAGUCCCUGUCCAUGAUGGGGGAUACAGGGAGCCAAUUUGCUUAAGCCCGGCAAGUAGUAAUUCAUCAGCAAGUUUCAUUUCAGAGACAAAUUUUUCUCCUUACACAUCACCAUGUGUUUCACCCAAUAAUGGUCCUAAUGAUGACCUGUUUUAUCAGUUUCAACCCUUCCAUACUCAUUAUUCUCCUAGAGCUUCUCCAAUAAUGUCACCACAAGCAAGAAUCCCAGACGACACCUUCUUGGGACGACAUUCUCCUUCCCCUCGACCAAACUCACGGUCAUCAUCCCCUGGUUCAAAAAGGAGGUACCCUUGCCCAGAGCUCUACAAUAGCCAUCAGAGCACAGUUUCUCCACGGCAGUCAAGAAGUCCUUCUCCCCAGGCUCCACCUCCCAUCCAAAGAAUGGAUGUCAUGAAUAGCCUUACAGAUCAUCCAUUUGUUGUACCGAACAAAAUGUGUAGAAACAGCCCCGAUCCCUCACCAGAAUCUUCCAACAAGAACAUGUCUUACCAUCUUGUCAUCCAAAACGAAGAGUUUCUGGGGCCUUACGAGCAAGAAGAGAGGAAGAAUUCUGACCCAGGAUCGCUACUACUAUUGCCACCGACCUGGCCCAAGCCCCUUGUUCCUGCGAUGCCUUACAGAUGCCCUGAACCUGAAGCAUCAUGGGGCGAUCCCCUCACCCUGGAUACAGAGGUGUCGUGGAGAAUCCCGGCAGCUUCUUUGCCCUCUCUCGAAUGGCCCCUGGCGAGUCAGGUCGGGUCCUACGAGCUUCAGAUCGAAGUUCAGCCUAAGCCACAUCACCGUGCGCAUUAUGAGACCGAAGGUAGUCGCGGAGCAGUGAAAGCCACAACUGGAGGUCACCCAGUGGUCCAGCUUCAUGGGUAUAUGAAGAAUGAACCACUAGGUCUCCAAAUCUUCAUUGGAACUGCAGAUGAGCGCAUUCUCAAACCACACGCCUUCUACCAAGUUCACCGCAUUACAGGAAAGACAGUAACUACCACCAGCUACGAGAGAAUUAUUGGCAACACCAAAGUGCUUGAGAUCCCUCUGGAACCAAAGACGAACAUGAGAGCAACGAUUGACUGCGCUGGUAUCUUAAAAUUAAAAAAUGCUGACAUUGAACUGAGAAAAGGGGAAACCGAUAUUGGGAGGAAGAAUACUCGAGUCCGCUUGGUUUUCCGAAUCCACAUCCCAGAUGCCAGUGGUAGAAUUGUGUCUCUACAAGUUGCUUCCAAUCCUAUCGAAUGCUCUCAAAGAUCAGCACAUGAACUUCCAUUGGUAGAAAGACAGGAUAUUGACAGUUGUCCAGUCUACGGAGGACAGCAGAUGAUUCUCAGUGGACAGAAUUUUACAGCUGAGUCCAAAGUGGUAUUCACAGAGAAGACAUCAGAUGGGCAACAAAUUUGGGAGAUGGAUGCCACAGUGGAUAAAGACAAGAGUCAAGCAAACAUGCUUUUUGUGGAAGUCCCAGAGUAUCGCAACAAACUCAUCAGCACGCCAGUUAAAGUGAAUUUCUAUGUUAUUAACGGCAAAAGAAAACGCAGUCAGACCCAGCACUUCACAUACCUUCCUGUGCCAUCUAUUAAAACAGAGCCGGUUGAUGAGUAUAACCAUCCUAUUGUUGGCAACAAUUUGCAUGGUGGUCUUACAACAGUGUCUCCAAACUACUAUGCACAGCAUACCAUGGCCAACGAGUCUCCAUCCUGCUUGGUCACCAACUUGGUUUCAUGUCAACACGUUCGUUCGAACCUACCUUCCACAGAGUCUCGAUACCGUCAGCAGAAUUCCUCCACUGUGGUCUACCAAGGAAACAAAAGCCUAAGUCCUAAUCAGUUAGGUUACCAUCAGCCCCCUUUAAUGAGCUCACAGAUUCCAAUUCCAGAUGCCCACAGAUCAGUACUUGUCCACGUGGGCUCUCCCAUCCAGUCAUCUGCUGGUCUCCACUCUCCAGUUAAUCCACAACAACCUCCUGUAAUCCAUUAUUCUCCAACCAACCAUCAGAUUAGAUGUGGAAGUCAUCAGGAUUUCCAGCACAUUAUGUGCUCUGAUCAUUUUACGACCAGUCCUACAAGGUCCAGUCAACCACAAGUCAGUCAAGCACAAAGAAUAAGCCCAGGUCCAUACCCGACAGUCAUCCAGCAGCAGUCAAACAGCCACCGAGGUCCAAAAAAUGGACCUCCUAUUACUGAUCAAAAGGAGAUUCAACCAUCUGGGGUUACCGUCAAACAGGAGCAGAAUCUGGAUCAGGCCUACCUAGAUGAUGUUAAUGAAAUAAUCAGGAAGGAGUUCUCAGGCCUGCCUACGAGAAAUCAAACAUAGAAGACCGGAUCUUCUAAAUAUUUUUUAUUGAAUGCUUCCACCUCUGACCCCUUCGGAUCGCUCCGCUCGUCCCAGCACCUUCUGUUUCCUUUCGCUCUGUUGCAGGCCACCACUUUAGCACAAGAGACAAUAUGCUGGCAUACGACCCGCUCUGGCAGUUUUGCAGAUAUUCACAUGUUUCUAUAAACAUCAAAGCCGCAUUCUUCCUUUUGGUUGUAAUACUCAUUGUUCUGUCAUAAGAAAUGAAUUAAAAAAAGACAUGAAGCUUAGAAAAAGAUCUAUGAGAAUUGUCGACUCUCAAACAGGGUCCAAGAAGCACUGACAUUUGUCUUCUAAGACGCUUUUCAAACAAAGAAAGUCUUACAAUCGCUAUAGCAAAAAGUAAUUGCUGAUCUCAGAUUUGGGAUUAGAUGUUAAAGGGGAACUGCCUCUUUCCAAUUUUUAUUAUGUUUAUCCCAAUAUUUAACAAAUAUGUAUUUAAGAGAUGUGAAAACAUUUAAUAAAUGUAGAAAUCGCAGGCAAUCACUGUUAUAAGCUCCACCCUUCGCAGCUGGUAGUCAGCACAGAGAGCAGAGAGGAGGAGAAAUGAAACAAUGUUUCUCCUCCUCAUUUACAAUAUCUGCCCUGGCUGUGCCUUGUCUGAGCUGGAUUGUGAUCUAAUGUUCUAAAUCUUUAAAUUUAAAACAGACUGGAACAAAUAAAAAAGAAUAUUUAAAGAAAAUAAAACGAUAAAAGUGAUUUUCAAGGUUUUAUACAAUUUCCAGAGAAGUGGCCAUUCCCUUUUAAGUAGAGAAUGUUUAGAGUGUCUCAGGAGUUUAAAUUCACUAAACAGGCAAUCGUGGAGAAUGGACAAGGGGAUUGCCAAUCAUGGGCUAAAUGAAUUAUUUUGUCUGAAAAUAGGCAAUGCCCUUGUCCGUAGUUAGUGGAUAAACCCCUGUAGCAAUCUGCAGAAUGAUUAUAAGUUCUGAUUUUCCUUUCUG